Messenger RNA from Topomyia yanbarensis, 1843 nucleotides. RefSeq names its product protein CNPPD1. Bases 203 to 1507 code for a protein of 434 amino acids. Gene Ontology annotation, molecular function: protein kinase binding; cyclin-dependent protein serine/threonine kinase regulator activity. Gene Ontology annotation, cellular component: nucleus; cyclin-dependent protein kinase holoenzyme complex. Gene Ontology annotation, biological process: regulation of cyclin-dependent protein serine/threonine kinase activity. The transcript is spliced from 4 exons. The record is from RefSeq and is a predicted model, not a curated record. NCBI's taxonomy places the organism in Eukaryota, Metazoa, Arthropoda, Insecta, Diptera, Culicidae.
GACAGAUGCAAAUGCAAAGAAAGCAUUCGCAUCGCAUCGCAAAAACCGAAAACACGAUCAGUGGUGUGGCGUGUUUUUGUAUUUUAUUUCGAAAUAAUCCUUUUAUUUUGCGAAAUAAUCCGGAUUUCAGCUUAUCUAACAGAUAAUUACUGCUUCUAGCAACUAACCAGUGAUGAAAUUUUAGUGAAUCUAAUCGAAUAAGAUGAUCGAACACGAACAAUCCACUAUAAAUAUCACCGAUAAUAAGGCGAAAGAUCACGAGGAAUUUCUCAACCGCAUCAAGAAAACAUUGUACUACGGUACGUCAACUAUAAAAUGUACGAAAAUCAGCCGCCCGCUAGCCGAUUAUGCGGCGGACAUUUUCUCCGAAUCGCACCGCGGUCAUUCGCUGAGUCGGCUCAAUUUCGUCACCGUCGGAAAUAUGACCGUAACGCCAUGCUCCCUCAUUUUGGCGAUGAUCUAUCUGGAUCGUUUGAAUACUAUUGACCCGGCGUAUGCAAGACGUAUUACGCCAUCGGAACUAUUUAUAGUGUCAAUGAUGGUUUCAACCAAGUUCUACUGUGGAUACGAUGAAGAUAUUUACCUGAGCGCCUGGGCUGAUUCCGGAAGCAUGUCGAUCGAUCACAUGAAGGCAUUGGAACUAGAAUUCCUCGAUGCUAUAGGUUGGGAAGUUUACGUAUCAAAUCACGAUUUCUUCGAGAAGCUCAAAUCGGUAGAGAAAGUUCUUGCAAAACGGCAGGGAUUAGCUCGAGGUUGGCUGACUUACACCGAACUUAUCAACUUUUUACCAACGAUGACGUUGGCUAAGCAGAUUCUUAAUUAUAGCACCGUGAUUGCGUUGAGUUACACCGCCAGUGUUAUGACCAUUGCCGGGGCCUUUUUCUUAGCUAGUAAUAUUAACGUACCUGGAAAUCUUCUUUUCCGAGCCGAUUCCACGCAGAGUGCGGUAACCACGGAGAGUAUGGCUGCGACUGGAGUUGUAUCUGAGCCGUCCACGCUGGGACAGAACUGCACUUUGCAGCAGUCACCAAGUCAAGCAUUUGGCUUGACUCUUUCUCUGGAAGAUUGCGAAUGCUCCCUGCAGAUGGCAAUCGAAAGUGCCCAAUUGCUAGGUCGUGUUAAUGCUAAUAAUAAUGCAAAAUUUGAACCUCACCACCACAAGGCUGAUUUUUCUCCACUACCGAUACUUUGGUUCGCUCCACAGACUACUAAGUAUGGAGUUGCCGUCAAUUGGAAGCAUUACAGAUUCAUGUAUCCGGCAACAGCCGGUACUGACGACGACGACGAUGAUAACAGCGAAGCUGCUUUUUAUUUUAACAAAAAUAACUCGAUCCAACGGAAACCACAGAACCGCAAUUGCACUUAUAAUGAACUCCAAUCUCCGCUAAUCCUUGGGGCAAUAUCGCAAUGUGCCACCGCAGAAAUCGAUCAGCAACAGGAGAAUCGGGUUUACACCAGUUACAAGCGAACUUUUGAAAUGUUCAGUUCUUUUUUGAAGUUUUUGUGAACUGCGCGAACUUUCUGUUGAUCAUGAAACAACUUACACUUAUUUUUACUAUGUCUGGGCUACAAGCAAUUUAAAUUUUCUGUAUGCUUUACCGCAGUCUCACAAUGGAUUGAUUGGUUUUGGAUAGCGUUGUAAAAUGUAAAUUUCUUGUAGUCCAUUCUCAGUUACUAAUGUUAUACGUUCAUAUCAAUCUAUGACUGUGCGUGCGUGCAAUUUGGUCUGAUAUACAAUUAAAUUGCUUAAAAUUCCAAUUAAAGUAUAGCAUACCUGUUUUAUAUCUAUUGUAACUGAACUGUCCCCGUUUAAUUUUUUUUUAAAUAUAUCCAUUGUAACUCA